Sitophilus oryzae (rice weevil) is the source of this 1523-nucleotide messenger RNA. RefSeq names its product nuclear envelope integral membrane protein 1 (gene Nemp). Gene Ontology annotation, cellular component: nuclear envelope. The record is from RefSeq and is a predicted model, not a curated record. The coding region runs from base 98 to 1330 and encodes 410 amino acids. The transcript is spliced from 8 exons. Lineage: Eukaryota; Metazoa; Arthropoda; Insecta; Coleoptera; Curculionidae.
UUCGAAUUUGUUUAAUUAGUCUAUGGUUUGUUUUGGCGCAUUGUAUGAAAGUUAUUUUGUAAUAUUUUCUUGUAAAUGUAUUUUUAAAAGUGCAUAAAUGAAGCUACUUACAUUACCUUCGUUUUUAUUACUAUUUUUUGAAACGGCAAUUCUAAGUAAUUUCGUGACUGCUGAUACUAACGUACACUACCUGGACAACAAUGAAUUUUUUAAAUUUAGUAAUCCCAGACAAAUAUAUGGAACAAAACCGCUACACAUAUUUUGUUAUCAAGGAAAACCAAAAUAUAUUAUUCACAUUUGGCAGAGUGUUAUUUUAUACAUUAAUCAUUCAACUGAUGACUAUAAUCAGUUUGAUGGAGGUUCACCUGAACAUGUCGAAAAAGAGUACUUGGAAAAGAGAUACAGUUGGACUAGCGGGCUUUUCUCUUCAAAAUCGAAAACCUUUCAUUUGAAUCCUUUUAAUACAAGCUGUAUUGGUAUUGAAAGUCAGGAUACCUAUUCUGUUCAUUUAAAAAUUAUAAGAGUGGAUUUGUGGAACAUUUUGAAGUUGGUUGCCGGUAUAGUGUUUUUUCUUAGUGCACCCACUCUAAGUAAAAAUACAUUGUUUCAUUAUGUUUGUGGUGUUUCAUCUGGAGUGUGUGCCUCAUUCUUAAUUCUGAUUUAUUUUCUCAGCAAAUUAUUUCCUAGGAAGACAUUUAUGUAUGGAGUUAUUGGAGCAGGAUGGACUCUUGUUAUUUACUUUCUCCAGAUAUUAUGGGACAAUAUGAAAACUAUAUUAUCUCUUUAUCGGACAUAUGUCAUUUGGUAUAUAGUUAUUACAGGAACUAUAAGUUUUAUAUUAUGUUAUCGAUGGGGGCCUGUCCAAAAUCAGAGAACCAUGAAUUUAAUCAAAUGGAGUUUACAAUUAUUAGGUCUUUUAUUGAUAUUUUUCAGUAGUCAUUUUCAAGAAGCUGCUAUGGCUCAAGUGAUAUUGUUGCUUCUGUUCACAUAUGUACCUAAAAGGUGGGUUUUGGCCCCAAAAAUGUAUUGGAAGAAAAGAUUUCCACCAAAGUUGAAACCAAUAUCGAACGAUGAAUAUUAUGAACAAGGGGUACGAGAAACAGCAAAAGCUUUGGACGAUUUAAGAAAAUACUGUUCCAGUCCUGAAUGUAAUCAGUGGAAAACUGCAUUAAAAUUAAAAGACGUUAAAAGGUUUGCCUCAUUCAUUGAAGGCAACUCUCAUCUCUCUGAUGAGGAAAUUCUGGAAUACGAAACGUCGAUUAGAGAAGAAGUGACAGAUGACAGUGAUAAUGGGGAAGAUGCUCAAUUUUCGGAAGAUGAAAGUAGUUAAGUUUCUAAAGACUGAUUUACUUACUAACGAAGUUUAAAUUUGUGUAGUUUGUCUUAUCAUUUAAGUGUAAAUAAGUAAAUUAGAAUGUUUAAUAUUUAUUUUCGUUCUUACAUCUCAUUUUGUAAUUUUAACACUACUGUAAAAUACCACAUGUAAGUUACUUUUAAUAAAGGACCAUUUUGUAAAAAUGUUA